Molecule: messenger RNA, 2912 nt
Organism: Salvia miltiorrhiza (redroot sage)
Lineage: Eukaryota; Viridiplantae; Streptophyta; Magnoliopsida; Lamiales; Lamiaceae
Product: E4 SUMO-protein ligase PIAL2
Exons: 17
Coding region: 72-2597 (841 amino acids)
Biological process (GO): protein sumoylation
Molecular function (GO): SUMO ligase activity; zinc ion binding
Source: RefSeq, a predicted model, not a curated record
GUUUAGGAUUUAUGAUGAUUUUAAAAACAAAGGGAAAGAGGGAAAGAGGCGCAGGGUAGUAAACUGGAUGAAUGGCCGGAACAACAGCGGCGUCGGCGACUGGGUUGAGCUCCGGCGUCCAGAACACCAGCUUGAACCCGACGCAGUUAAAUAACUUCCGAAUUUCCGCCGUCAUCGAUCGUUUGUUGAUUCACUUAUACAACAACAGUAAAAACCACACCGAGUUCGAAAAUCUCUGCCUCUCGCUUGCCAGUUUCAUUUCAGGUGAUUUAUUUCCAAAAAGUCACGGAGGUGAUUCUACUGCACUUCAAGAUAUUUGCAUUGCAAUUUCCAGAGGUAUUGAUCAUGCCAUUUCAAAUUUUGAGACUCCAAACAGAUCGCAUGAGUUACCUUCUCUAAUAAAGCAGGUGUGCCAAAUGAAAAAUGAUAAUACCGCAAUGCAAGCAGCUCUUAUGGUCCUGAUGAUUUCUAUUAAGAGUGCUUGUCAGAAUGGGUGGUUUUCUGAUCAAGACUCUGAAGAGCUCAGCAAUCUGGCAAAAAAGGUUGCAAGCAAUUUUUGUAGUGCAUCAAAUUUCACCGCCGAGCCAAACCCUUCUCACCCAGUUAUCUCAGCAGUUAUGUCAAGAUACUAUCCGAGAUUGAGAAUGGGUCAUAUCUUUGUUUUUCUUGAAGUAAAGCCUGGAUUUGAUGCUUAUGUGAGCGACUUCCAGAUAACAAAGAAAAAGUGCUCUCCAGGAGAUAAGAUAAGGUUGUUAGUUGUCCAAACGGAUAAUAUCGAGACAUCUUCCUGCCUUGUUACUCCUGCCAAAGUAAACUUUCUCUUGGACGGAAAGGGAGUAGAAAGGAGGACCAAUCUUAAUAUGGAUACGGGCCCGCAAGUUCCAACAGUUGUGACAUCUUUGCUAAAGUAUGGUUCUAAUCUCCUUCAAGCCGUGGGUGAAUUUAAUGGAAAUUAUAUAAUAAUAGUUGCAUUCAUGAGUGAAGUGCCAAACCCUGAUAGUAACACCCUCCAGAACUGCGAGCAGCAUGCUCCUGCAACUGUGGAUGCAGAUUCUGAGGUUAUUGAAGGGUCAUCACGGAUAUCACUGAAUUGUCCUAUUAGCUUCAUGCGUAUUAAAACUCCAGUCAAAGGGCUUUCAUGCAAGCAUAUUCAGUGUUUUGAUUUUGAUGACUAUGUGGACAUGAACUCAAGAAGACCGUCGUGGCGCUGCCCCCACUGUAAUCAGCACGUGUGCUUCUCUGAUAUACGCAUUGAUCAAAAAAUGGUUAAGAUCUUGAAAGAGGUUGGGCCCAAUGUCUCCGACAUAAUUUUCUCCUCAGAUGGGUCAUGGAAUGCUGUGAUGGAAAGUGAUGAAACAACAGAGAAGCCAGAGGAUAAUACCUCAAAUUCAGGACGGGACGAGUCUCCACAACCUGGAGAUAUACUAGAUCUGACUCUGACUGAUGAUCCAAUGGAUGUUUUUGAUGCUUCUGGAAUUGUAGACAGAAAACAAUCUUUAAUGGCUAAUGCUCAGACUACAUCAAUCAACCCUCAUCUAGCCAACACAAGUGAUGCCAAUCAGAGCAGUACCCACAUUGAGAGUGACUUCUGGGCUGGGAUUUAUAUGUCAACUCUUGAGUCCUUUACUCCUACGAAUAGAGAAGUUGGGGCUUUCCAUCAUAAUGCUGUUGCUACACCUUCUGCACCACAGACUGGAGCUCCUUUGCCGCAAUAUCAGCUGUAUCAAGUUGGGAAUUCCCCAGUUAUUAGCGACUAUGGUAUGCCCUCAGCAGUUCCCAGGCAUAUAACUAGAACAGCUAGUGCAGUUCAGGCUCUUCCUGCUCAGACCCCUGCUGCUCCCAUCCUGCAGCGGAGUUCUUCGGCAAAUGCUGCGAGCAGCCCCUGCACACCAAAUGGUCUUUCAGCUGCUUCACAAGCCUCACAUGCUGCGCCUAACUUGACAACAAAUCGUGCCAGUCCACAUCAGGUGCCACCAAACGCAUAUUCAUCUCUAUUGUUGCCCCAGCAUACCAGCAUACAGCAAAAUAGUUCAUUCCCCUCUGCUCGACCACCUCAGCAAAGUACUGGUUUCCUGGACCCAAAUCAGGUGCCAAAUAUGUAUAGAGUCUCAAAUGAACACCAAAGCUCUACUCAGCCGACAAAUUUCAGGAGCUCUCGACCACCAAGUCAAUCUCCAGGUGUGAUCCAGUCCAUGCAAUCUUUAACCAACUUAAUGCGUCCCCAAAGUCAUGCAGGUGUAUCUACUCAACAAGCUCAUUUGAUUGCAUCGGCAAAUAGAGCUGCCCAGAUGUCUGUUGGCUCAUCCAGAGCUGUCCCUUCGUAUCCAUGGAAUUCUGGUGCACAGAAUACGCCAAUUCCGACAGGAGACCAAAGGGUCACCAACAGGGCUACACCUCCACCACAACCAGUCACAAUUGUUGAGAGUUCUGCAGAUCAGAACUGGCGGCCUACUUCUCGGAUGCGUGGAGCAUUAACGGGGCAGGAUUACGAGGAGGCCUUCAACAGGUUGAUUACACAGCCCACUCAGCAAGCUCAAGCUGCUCGACCAAUCUCAAGCCCCACGCCUCGUCCGAACAAUGUCCGGCCAAAUCUGUAGACCUUCAUGGCUGGUGGAAAUGUUCAGGUUGGCAGGUCGGCGGGGCCGGACAUUUUGCCCAAUGGUUCAUCUUAGAUGCACUGACUUUGACAUAAGCGUAUCUUUUGUGUUUUGAAACCUCCCCUCCUCUAAUUGUCUCUAUUUAUUACGUAUAUAUAACAUUUAGGAAUCUUGGAUGAAGUUUGCAGGAUGUGUCUGUGGAGGUUUUUUUGUGUAGUUUUAACUAACAUGAUCAAAUUUAAUGGAGAAUGGCUAGACAGGGACGAUUAUUUUCCUAAUUUUCUGCUCAUAUAAAAUAUUUUCAUUGGUGUCUCA